CGGCAUGAUUCGAUUUGGGGGCCUGUCUACCUGAUCCAACCUCUUGUCACCGGCCGCCCGGGUCCGACCCUCUUCGUUGAAGCCUCAUCCUUUUUAUUAUCCUUCCCUCUCCCACCCUCGUGCAACGUAGUACAUACAUGCACCUUGUGCAUCGCACUUAUACACGACAGACCUUUGUUGGUUAUGCUCCGUGGCCCAGCAGACCGGGUUCGUCAGAUGCUGCUGUGUCUGUCGGCGUGGUGAAGAUAGACUAUACGACGCUGACCUGCUCCCGCUUCCCCUCUCCUCGUCCCCUCCUCUUGGUGGUGAUGAUGUAUGGUUUAGCUCGACCUCACUCACAUCCAUGAGUCGGUCCGCACACGCUCCAGUUCUCUCUCUUACCUGUUGGACCUUGGCUGCGCUUCGCGUGCCCGAUGGACAGCGGCAAAUCCCCGACGUCGGCCCACAGCAGCGUCCACAGCCCCGGCUACAGCAGUAUCGUGGGCGCCUCUUCGCGCAGCGUGAAGCGCCCGCGCCCGGUCAAGAGCUGCUUGGAGUGCCGUAAGCGAAAGCUGAAAUGCGAUCGAGCCGCGCCGUGCUCCCAGUGCCAGAAGGCGCAACGAGCAUGCCGCUACGCUUCCGAGGGCGAGCGGGUUAGUCCCAGCGACGGGUCGGACGCCGAGGCUCCUGACAGACCCUCCAAGCGGAACUGCGCUUUGACGACCGGUCGGGACUCGAGCCGACACGAUUCCCACUACGCCACCAUACUCGAGGAACACGCAGCCAGACUCGAUCGGCUGGAAAACCAGAUGCUUCCGAGAGACCCGUCCGUCGAGGAGUCAGGCAGCGCCCGGAGCCAGCGUCCCGCCGCCUCGUCGCUCACGAUCCGCGGUCUGACGGUGAAGGGAGGCCUGCGAACACGGUUCUUUGGACAAAGUAGCACGCGCGUGCUGGUAAACCUCUUUGACGAGGCCAAGGAGUUCAUGUUUACCAGAAACAAGUCCAGCGACAUCCGAGAGAUGUUCCUGAAUAUCCAAAAAAUUCACAAGGCACUUCAGGAGGAGCAUCGCAAAGUCGCUGCUCCGCUCACGGUGUUCGUGGAUUCGGUGACGCCCAUCCAGAAGCGCAUGGCCGAUGUUCUACCCAGUAGAUCCGUCUGCGACACGCUCCUGAGCGUAUAUGUGACGGCCUCCGAGACCAUAUAUCGCGUUCUACACAUCCCCACAUUCACGCAACAGUAUAAUCGGUACUGGGACGGCUCCCCCCAACCCGACUCGUUUCUGCCCCAGCUCCUCUCGGUCAUGUGCGUGGGAUACCGGUUCCUCGCGGCCGGCAAGGGGCAGUUCCACGAUCGAGACGGUAUCCAUAUUCCGACGGCCAGUUCUCUCGUAAGAACCUGGCUCGAUACCCUCCGGGGCAAGCAGUUGGUCGAAUUCAGCACGCUGCAGGCUGAGGUCCUCCAGCUCAUGGCGCAGCGGAUGAUCAACCCGCAGAACCAAGAAUCCUGGACACAUCUCGGCCUCAUCGUCCGGAUGGCGAUGACGAUGGGUCUGCAUCGGGACCCGUCCGAGUUCUCGCACAAGAUCUCGCCAUUCUGGGGCGAGCAGAGGCGGAGACUCUGGUACGCGAUAGUGGAACUCGACGUGCACUUGUCGAUGCAGUGCAACCUCCCAUGCUGCAUCCGAGAGGGCGAUUUCACCUGUCUGCCGCCGAGAAACCUCGACGACGACGACAUCUACCCCGAACUCGAGGAGCUCCCUCCCUCCAAGCCGAUCGAGCAGAACACCGAUUCGCGCAUUCAAGUAUUCGCGGCAAAUACCUUGGCCAUGCGCUUCAAGGUCGUCGAGCUUAUCAACCGCACCGACAGCCUCCACGACUACCAGCAAGUCCUCGAUAUCGGCAGCGAGCUAGAGCGAGUUUUCGAAGACGUGAGAUACAUUGCCCCACCGUUCCACUCGAGCGAGUUGAAGGAGAUGCGGCGGGCGUGGGUGACACGGGUGGUUUUAGACAUGCACUGCCGCCGGCCGCUGCUGGCGCUAUACCGGCCGUUCGCCUUGAGCAGCCCGGACGCCCCGCAGCAGAUCAUGACGGGGUAUCUGCGGUCGUCGAUGAUUCUCCUCUCGUACUUGGACGAGUACGACCCCACGUCCCCCGAUUACCAACACGUCUGGCACAUGCACCAGCUGGUUCUCAAGCAGGACAUCCUCCAGGCCGCUUUCAGCAUAUGCUACUACAUGAAGCAGGCUAACAACAACGGCGCCGUAUCGCCGCGGUUGGCGGGUGCUGGCCCGGAGAUUAAGGCGGAGACCGUCGAGGAGUCGUGCGCGCUCGCGUCCGAGAGUUCGGUCAUCCUCUCCCCGCGGCGGCUCAAGAACGCCGUGCAGAAGGUGCUGGAUACGAUGCUCAAGCGCAUCCGGGAGAUCGACACAGAUUUGAGGGACAUCGUCUCGCUCACGGUCGUCUUUAACACCUGCCAGGGUGGGACGCCAGAAGAGAAGCGGGAGGCUAUUAAGAGAGGCGUGCAGGCGAUUCUAGACGCGGGGUUGCAGUCAAUACAUACGAACCAGGAGAAUAUCUCGUCAAUGCCGGUAGGUAGAAAGAGUCGCUUCCUACACAUAUUGCCAAGCACAUGUUGCUAACCUCCCUCGCCGUCCUCGAUAGAUGAUGUCGUCCUCCAUAUCGGCACCGAUGAAUUCUAUGCGGACGAGCUCGAGCUUCAUGACGCAGAC
This is a messenger RNA of Durotheca rogersii, 2708 nucleotides long. RefSeq names its product fungal-specific transcription factor domain-containing protein. Gene Ontology annotation, molecular function: RNA polymerase II cis-regulatory region sequence-specific DNA binding; zinc ion binding; DNA-binding transcription activator activity, RNA polymerase II-specific. The record is from RefSeq and is a predicted model, not a curated record. The coding region runs from base 414 to 2618 and encodes 734 amino acids. NCBI's taxonomy places the organism in Eukaryota, Fungi, Ascomycota, Sordariomycetes, Xylariales, Xylariaceae. Gene Ontology annotation, biological process: regulation of transcription by RNA polymerase II; DNA-templated transcription. The transcript is spliced from 2 exons. Gene Ontology annotation, cellular component: nucleus.